Molecule: messenger RNA, 942 nt
Organism: Cladophialophora yegresii CBS 114405
Lineage: Eukaryota; Fungi; Ascomycota; Eurotiomycetes; Chaetothyriales; Herpotrichiellaceae
Exons: 1
Coding region: 1-942 (313 amino acids)
Biological process (GO): protein folding in endoplasmic reticulum
Cellular component (GO): EMC complex
Molecular function (GO): protein binding
Source: RefSeq, a predicted model, not a curated record
AUGGCUGCUGUUGCCACCAAAGGCCCGGCCGCUGAUCCGGCCUCCGCUUUACAGAUAGCGCAAGGUGCUGCCUCGAUCCUUGCAAAGUCGUCCUCCGUCAGUACGACGUUUCCUGCAUCUAUGUUCAACACAGCGGACUCGGCAGAGCUUUGGGACGAUCUGGAGCAACUCCUCUAUGCAUGUCUACGGACGGGUGACGACAAAUCUGCUUUCUUGUGCGUGGAGCGACUGAGCCAGAGGUUCGGCGCAACGAACGAAAGAGUAAUGGCUUUGCGAGGGCUAUACCAGGAGGCUACUGCACCGGAUGAAGCUGCUGGGCGAAAGAUACUGGAAGACUAUGCCAGAAUAUUACUGGAGAAUCCUAUGAACGUGCCCAUACACAAACGACGGAUUGCCCUAAUGCGCAGCCUGGGAAAGCCCCAAGAUGCCAUAUCGGACUUGGUCCAGUUUGUCGACUCCUUCCCCACGGACAUGGAGGCGUGGUGCGAACUGAGUGACCUGUAUCAUUCCCAAGCAUGCAUCCCGCAAGCGAUCUUCUGUUUGGAGGAAGCCCUCAUCAUUGCACCUAAUGCGUGGAACCUUCAUGCACGACUGGGCGAGUUGGAAUACCUGGCAAGCCUGUCCGUGACGGAGUCCGCCGAUAUCCAGAAACACCUGACGCAGGCAAUCCAGCGGUUCAGUCGCAGCAUUGAACUUUGUGACGACUAUCUGCGGGGGUUCUACGGUCUCAAGAUGGCUGCAGAUAAGCUUCUGCGGACGAACACGACAUCAAAGGGGAACACCGGCUCAACGACGCCCCCAGAAAAGCUGCAGAAGUUGAGUCGGCUGGCCACGUCUAAACUUGAAGCGAUCGUAAAGGAUCGCACUGCGCGCAGAUCAUCUGGGGCAGAAUCACCCGAAGUUAUUGCAGCUCAGGAAUUGUUGAACAGAUCCAAGGGUUGA